AUGGCUUCGAAAUACCUUGCAUCGCUCACUGCUACUAUCGCGAAUGAUUUCACCAUAUUAACUGGCAUUUUUGGUAAUACAUGGGUAAUCUUCUCAAUAGCUAGAAGUCGAAAACCAAGGAGCCUGCUUGGUCAUAUCUCUCCAUCGGAUCGUCUUCGGGUCUAUAUCUCAGCGCUGGCAAUUGUCGACUUGACAGUACUAAUGGUGUUGCUCAUUAGAACAAUUUACCUCACUUUACCACAUUUAAUGCUUGACACAAACAGCUGUCGAGCGAUGUUCAUCAUAGAGCAGACUGUGAAGUUAGCAUCACUGACUUUGCUGUCAUGUAUUAGUAUCGAACGCUACGUGGCCGUACGAAAACCGUUUUGCAGUCAGGUUCGAAAGCGAUUCAUUCGGCUUACACCGAUCGCUGCACUUUUACUUUUCGCUGCCUUCGUGAUGGCAAUUUUCGUGCAAUCAGUAGCAACUUCGUCAAGCAGUCUGAACUGUGUACGCACUCAGCGCGGUAAGAGAGUAUCUCGAUUGGGUGCAUAUAUCACUGCUGUCGCUUUCUUCACCAAUCUUGCUACCAUCUCGGUCAGCUACGGUCAAAUAUUAAGACAUGUGCGACACAAGUUCGUCAAAAGAAAGGCUAGAGUGGUGGCAAACUCAAAGUCGCGGCAAUCGGUAGUGGCCGAACCGCGCUACAUGCGUGAAAUGACAAGCGCCAUACUUCGAGUAUUCGUGUUUCAUGUAGUGUGCUGGCUGCCGUCAUGUCUGCUUUUGUUUCUUCCGGAUACACCCAUCGUCUCCGAGUUGGGCAAUACAAUUCGCCUCUUCAACAACUUUACUGACUUUAGUGCGAUACGUUGUAUGAUGUUUCUCGCCAACUGGUUGACGUAUGCAAGUGCAGCAGGAAAUUGGAUAUUUUAUGCGGCAUUAAAUCGUGAACUUAGGAACAUGAUACGCCCGCAUGGUGUAGUGGUGAACACCUUAGCCCCCAGAAAGGAUAAUAGCGGGUUCAGUCCCCACCGCAGACAUCUGCAGUCAGAGAAUUUACAAAUAUAUCACCAUCAUUGUAAUUGA
This is a messenger RNA of Angiostrongylus costaricensis, 1065 nucleotides long. The record is from the annotation of a GenBank genome assembly. NCBI's taxonomy places the organism in Eukaryota, Metazoa, Nematoda, Chromadorea, Rhabditida, Metastrongylidae.